UGCGAAUCGCCAUUGGCGCUUGCGUUACCCAAAAGUCCUAAAAUAAAUGAUUGAUGUCACCAGUUUAUGUUAAAAUUUACUUUUAGUUAUUAUAUUAGAUAUUCUGCCAUCAAUUCAAUUUUCACUAUUUUAUACUUUGUGGUUCACCAUACGAGACAACAGCAGACGGAUCCGCGAACAUACGAACCGGGAAAAUCCAUAUGGAAUUAUGCACGCUACGCUAUGCGCAUAAGAGUAUCCGCCAUCUGUAAUUUUACUUUCGUAUGAGUAUUCACUAUUCAUUUUCAUUGCGAGUAAUCAAUUCAAUUAGGCCCUUAGAGAUUAUAAGAAAAUAACUAUUUUAAUGUUGGGUUUAUAUUAUAUCGUGUCGAGCUGAUUAGGUGGUGGCUAGCGCCGGAUCAAGAUGAUGACCAGUUUUCAACAGCAAAAGUAUAAUCAGAUGCAACAGCAACAAACUAUCCCGCCCAUGCCUCAACCAUUGAUGUCCGCUGUGCCGCCACCGCUACCACCCAGUUUGCCUCCCCAUGCAAUGUUAGGUCCACAGGGAUUAAUGCCACCUCAACCAUCACCCCAUAUCGGACUUCCACCGGGCUUGCCACAGCCUCCCAUUCCAGGUCCGCCCCCUAUGUUAGUUCAACCUCCUUUACCCCCAAUGAUUCUUCAGCCCCCGUUAAUGCCCCAUCAACCUCCGCCUCUACAUUCUCCUAAUCCACCUUCGUUACCAACAAAUUCUGAAUAUGACGACCAGGAAUAUAAUCAGAAUCAAUCUUAUGAUGACCCGCCGGCACCUGGAACAGAAGAACCGCCGUGUAAAACGCCCAAAUUGGAAGGCGACAACAUCGACUAUAUUUAUGACUUAGAGCAGACUGGCGAAGUUGUUACAGGUCCAGGUGCAAUUGACAACUCCGUAGCGGGCAUUUUAGGAGGGGCUCUACCAAAACUGUCUUCUGACCAGAGUGAAUCAGUUGCUAAAGCUAAGAAAUAUGCAAUGGAACAAAGUAUAAGAAUGGUGCUUAUGAAGCAGACAAUUGCUUAUCAACAACAGAAAAAUAAAACAUUCCAAAGGCAUCAAGUGCUUGUUUUGAUGUGCAGAGUGUACGUUGGUUCAAUAAGUUUCGAGCUCAAGGAGGAUACCAUUCGGCAAGCGUUCCUGCCCUUCGGCCCCAUUAAAUCAAUUAAUAUGUCCUGGGAUCCCGUUACACAAAAGCAUAAAGGUUUUGCUUUUGUGGAAUACGAAAUCCCAGAGGCAGCGCAAUUAGCGCUUGAACAAAUGAAUGGGGUUAUGAUCGGAGGGCGGAACAUCAAGCUUAUGCAAUCGUCAAAGAACCCCGACCAGAAUAGAUUAGUUGUGGGUAGACCGAGCAAUAUGCCUCAAGCGCAAGCGGUUAUUGAUGAAAUUCAAGAGGAGGCAAAACAGUAUAAUAGAAUUUAUGUUGCGUCUAUUCAUCAAGACCUUACCGAGGAGGAUAUUAAAAGUGUCUUCGAGGCCUUUGGCCCCAUCGUUUACUGCAAACUAGCGCAGGGAAGUACUGGCAAUAAACACAAAGGGUACGGUUUUAUUGAAUACGAAACUGCCCAAGCGGCUAAUGAAGCUAUUGCCAGUAUGAAUCUUUUCGAUUUGGGCGGACAAUAUCUAAGGGUUGGAAGAGCCAUAACUCCACCCAACGCCCUCCUUGGACCCUCUACGGGUUCGAACGCUUUACCCACGGCGGCAGCGGUGGCCGCGGCCGCUGCUACAGCUAAAAUUCAAGCUAUGGAUGCUGUCGCUAGUAAUGUAGCUGCCUUAGGUUUAACAAAAUUAGCCCAGACGCCUGCUGCCGCCGCAAUACCGUUGGUUGCACCAACGACAACUAUACCAGUGGCUCCGGCAUUGGUGGCUCCAACUACGACUACGGCACCCAUUGGAGCUCCCGGCAUUACGAUACCAACUACGGUGGUGCCGCCGCCUGGAGUGGCGAUACCACAAAAAUUACCCAACAAUGUGAUACAACCGGCUAUUGUUCAACCGGUGUUAAGCGGCCCAAUUUCAACAGUACCUGUAGUGUUACCAACUCAAGCAGCCCCACAAGUCUCUAGUCGAACCACAGUUGCUCAUCAACAAGAAGCCAUGAAGCGCGCUGCCGAAGCCCAACUGAAGCAGCAACAAGAAGAAUUACAGAAAAAACUGUUGGAUCAAAAUGAACCGCAAACCCUACAGCAGCAAGAAAAUAUGUCAAUAAAGGGUCAAAACGCACGACAUUUUGUAAUGCAGAAGUUGAUGCGGAAGGUGGAUUCGCGAGUGGUGAUGUUAAGGAAUAUGGUUGGCCCUGAAGAUGUAGAUGAAACGUUACAAGACGAAAUCCAAGAGGAGUGUAGUAAAUAUGGCCAAGUAGAACGGGUUAUUAUAUACAACGAACGGCAGAGUGAGGAGGACGAAGAUGACGUAAUCGUGAAAAUAUUCGUCGAGUUUUAUGAAUCGUGGGAGGCGGAAAAAGCGAGAGAUGCCCUUUCAGGAAGGUAUUUCGGAGGUAGAUUGGUGCAAGCAUCGUUAUAUGACCAAGCAUUGUUCGAUCAUAGUGACUUUUCUGGUUAUUAAAUGAUAACCCUAGUGAUUUUUACAAGUGACACUUUUCUACUGUGUAGGAAGACGAAAAUGAACUUUUUUUAAUAAACCCGUUAUUUAUAUCGAUUUCGACAAAAUAUUCUAAAAAGCAAUGAUUUGGUGUGACUCAAAAAAGUUGCAAGUUUGUUAAAAGUGAAUUAACUUCAUCGUUGUAAAUAAAUUAUUUUAAAAAGA
Anthonomus grandis grandis is the source of this 2776-nucleotide messenger RNA. It is a transcript of the gene hfp, whose product is annotated as poly(U)-binding-splicing factor half pint. Gene Ontology annotation, molecular function: RNA binding. The coding region runs from base 404 to 2575 and encodes 723 amino acids. NCBI's taxonomy places the organism in Eukaryota, Metazoa, Arthropoda, Insecta, Coleoptera, Curculionidae. The transcript has 16 exons. Gene Ontology annotation, biological process: alternative mRNA splicing, via spliceosome; regulation of alternative mRNA splicing, via spliceosome; mRNA splice site recognition. The record is from RefSeq and is a predicted model, not a curated record. Gene Ontology annotation, cellular component: precatalytic spliceosome; catalytic step 2 spliceosome.